Anarrhichthys ocellatus (wolf-eel) is the source of this 4272-nucleotide messenger RNA. It is a transcript of the gene efnb3b, whose product is annotated as ephrin-B3b. Gene Ontology annotation, cellular component: plasma membrane. The record is from RefSeq and is a predicted model, not a curated record. The transcript has 5 exons. Gene Ontology annotation, biological process: axon guidance; ephrin receptor signaling pathway. Gene Ontology annotation, molecular function: ephrin receptor binding. NCBI's taxonomy places the organism in Eukaryota, Metazoa, Chordata, Actinopteri, Perciformes, Anarhichadidae. Bases 1265 to 2293 code for a protein of 342 amino acids.
CCUCCUCCUCCUCCUCCUCCUCUCAAACAAGCCAGUCGGUCUGUCAAUGCGCUGCGAGCAUUAGGGCAAGUCAAAGCAGUGGGAUUGUGAAGCAGAGAGACGGAUGAGAUAACGAAUGAAGCGCUUUCCUGCGGCCGAGAAGCGAAUCCAAAUGAUGCGCCACAUCUGAGAGGCGUCAAUUUCCAAACCGGGGGACCGAUGAUCACAACUCGCCUAUUAUUUCCUUUUUUGUUUUGAAAAAAAAUCACUUCACAAGUUUCACGUUGGCCUUUUGCGACACCACCAGAGCGGAGAUGCUUUUCUAGCUCUUUGGUUUGUUUCUCCCACUUUGCUUCUGUAGAAUUGAUUCUUGGACUUGUCAUCAAUUCGGAUCUUGAUUUUUUUUAAAUUUUAUUCUUAUUCUUUAUUUUCAACGAAUCCGUUGCUUAAGGAUUUGCGGAUUUACAGCCCGUGUUGAACCUGUGUGUCCUACAAAGAGGAGAACGAGGACUGCGAUGCGCAUUGACUAAGCCCACCGAGCAUCAACAUGUCUUUAUGGGGAGGAUGGAGCCGCGGACACGAGUGACAUCUUUCCCGUUUUAAACGCCUUUUGGCGACUGUCUCCUCCUAACGGACUGACAAUAUCUCCCCUCAGCGCGGCCUGACAUGUUGGAGGGUAGAUAUUCUUUGGAGAAAAGAAGGUAAUGGGAAAGAAAUCACACAGAGUCGGCACGGACAACAAGGGAACAUUGUUCGGGAAAAGACAAUUAGGGUGCACUGAAAGGCAACAGAAAUAGCUGUUGGGUGGCGAUAAAUGUCCGAAAACUCGAUUUGGUGGAGUUAUAUUUGAGCCGAGGAGCAGUGUUUGGGAGAGAGAGAGAAAAAUAAAGAGGACUAACGACAAAUUGAUGGGAAAGUCAUGGGAUUGGCACUGAAAUAGUAGGCUACGACCGCGGACGCGCACAAUCCCCGUCGUUUUUUUUUUGGAGAUCCAGACGCGCGGAUUGAACAAGUUUCUCCUGCACAGUCCGCUUUGUUUUGGUGCUUCGAUCCAGUCCAAUUUUGCCGGAUUCUUUCAUUCCAUGAGGUUGUUGUACGCUGCGGGCUUUCACUUCACACUUUGACCGCCUCUACCUAUAAACCUGCUCGGCUGCAGUCGCACCUCCAUUGUUUAGAGAGAUCUCCUCGCUCACAAAGCAUCGAGUACUCGGAAGAAGCUAGAAAAAAAAAAUAAAAAUAAAUAUAUAUAUAUAUAUAUAUAUAUAUUUUGCCCAUUUUCUUUUAAAUGGGGCUGCAUGGGCUGGGCGAAAGGGUUGAAAUGGCGUGUCGAAGAUGUGGGGAUGGAUUGGGGAUCCUGCUGAUAUUCUUACUGGAUUUACUGGCGACGACGGCCAGCAAUAUGGAGCCCAUCUACUGGAAUUCCCUGAACGAGAGGUUCAGGGACGAUAAGGGCUACGUCCUGUACCCUCAGAUCGGGGAACGGCUGGACCUCAUCUGCCCCCCGCUGGACACGGCCAGGUCCACGCCCGAGUACGAGUUCUACAAGCUCUACCUGGUGUCGUUGCGGGAGCAGGCGGACCGCUGCGAGGUGACCGGCCCGCCCAACAUCGUGCUGACCUGCGACGAGCCCACCCGCGAGCGCCGCUUCACCAUCAAGUUCCAGGAGUUCUCGCCCAACCUCUGGGGCCACGAGUUCAAGAGCAUGCACGACUACUUCAUCAUCGCUACGUCAGAUGGGACGCGUCAAGGCCUGGAUAGCAUGAGAGGCGGAGUGUGUGCCACGCAAGGCAUGAAGGUGGUCCUGAAAGUGGGGCAGAGCCAAUAUGGGCUGCCCCCGAAGAAGGAGCCGCCAGCAGGACGCACCACCAGCAGAAACCCAGGCGGAGCGGGGAACUCCACCCAGUCCCGAGGGACGAACAGCUUCGGGGGUGAGGGCGGUGGUGAGAACGGGCCCCUUCAGCCCUCCAACAUCGCCCUGAUCGCAGGGGCCGCGGGGGGCUCGGCCUUCCUCCUGCUGGUGACGGCCGUGAUCUGCGUGGUGUGCUACAGGCGGCGGCACGCCAAGCACUCGGACACCCACCACCCGCCACUGUCGCUGUCCUCGCUCACCAGCCCCAAGCGGGGAGGGGGCGGGGGCCUCGGCAGCUCCAACAACAACGGCUCCGAGCCCAGCGACAUCAUCAUCCCCCUGCGGACGUCAGACUCGGCCUACUGCCCGCACUACGAGAAGGUGAGCGGAGACUACGGACACCCCGUCUACAUCGUCCAGGAGAUGCCGCCGCAGAGCCCAGCCAACAUCUACUACAAAGUAUGAGACGGCCGCUGCUCCGGCCGACUGGACACACCCACCUCCUUCUGACCAUUACCAACCAAUCCCCCCGCUCCAAAUGAAGCCACAGUAAAGCUAGCCAUCACAGCUCCGACCCUGAACCCCUCAAUACUACCAGUAUUGUCCCAUUACCCACCCGCCACCUACCCACCCACCCACCCACACACACACACACACACACUCACUGCCCUGUGAGCCCCGCCACAGUUGUGUUCCAAGCUGAAUAACCCCCCCACCCCCCACCCCAUUCUCACACACUGGGCCACAAAGUGUGUGUUAAGGGCACAGUCGUAUUGGUACAUAGCCCUUUUUAACAAGGCCCUCACGGAUGGGCAAGAGCCUCUGAGAGCCCCCUUUCUUGUUAACUCAGAGCAAAACGAGACCCACCCGUGCAGAAUUGAAGAGUCGUCCCCGUAACGCCAGCGUGUGUUCGUGUGUGUGUGGCGACACACUUUGUCUCUAGGAGGAUGGACCUGGCGUUGGGACUUGCGCUGUUUUACAAAAGAAAAAAAAAAUAGAGAAUUAAAAGGACUUCAACAAAAGAAAAACGACACCCUUGAUCCCACUUAGCGCGGGAGAACUCUGAUUCCCAGAGGCCAUACCUGCCUAGCCCACCGACCCCACCCCUCAGAGCUCCAUCAGCCAACCAGAGACCGGCCCCUUCCACUAACUCACCAAUAGGAUUCUAGUUUGUUUGUGAUUGUUUCUCCUGAGAAAAAUAGGGGGCCUCGGACUCACCCAAUCAGCAAGCCCGGACAGCGGUCACAUGACCCCCGGGCCCAGGCCUGAGCCUGAGGAGGUCUGACCAAUCGGUGACACUUAGAAUCUUGUAUAUUUUAAUAAUGUAUGUGUGUGUGUGACAAGUGCGAGUGUGCAUACACAUUGGAUAAUAAUUAUGGCGCUGCUGCUCCACAUUAGACGUGUGUGUGCGGUUAGUGUGCUUCAGUACAGCGACUUUUGCAUAUGAGUUUGCAUAUGCGCGCGUGGGGUUCAGUUUGUGUGUGCGUGUACGCUUUGUGUGUGAGUGAGUGUGCGUACGCGUGCGUUCUUUAGACUUGUCUUAAAUACCAAAACACAAAAUAGUGAGCGAAUAUCAAAAAAGUGAGAUUUUUUAUCGCUAUCAACACUUAUAGAUUAUAUAUAUGAAUAUCCAGUAAAUCAUUUCUAGAUGUUUUUUUUUCUCCUGUUUUCUAUUGUUUUAUUAUUUUUACCCGCUCUGUUAAACUACACUUCUGUUGCUAGACAUUUUUUAUCUGCUGUUUUUGUUUUUCACAAUUUAGAACGACCUUGUUUCCUUCCUUUUCCCUUUGCAUUGUAUAUUAAUUUAAUCCCUUUUUUUUUUUUAUUCUCCCGGCGAACAGAGGUUGUGUCUCUCUUCCCUCUCCCAUUCACUCCCUCCCCCCUUUUUCCCCCCCCCCCCCCCUCUCUAGGGUCUCUGAACUCUGUGUAUAUUUUUAUAGCUCCUUGUACUAUGCUGUAGUUUUGAAGUUUAGACCUCGUUUGUGGAAGUGUUGAGGUAGAACCAUCUAUGAAAGUUUUUUUUUUUUCUGUUCAAACGCUUUUUUGAAACGCAGAAGUGAAAAGAAGUGAGGGGCGGGGGGGGUUGAUGGUGGGGAAGUGCGGGGGAUGGGGGGUGAGAGGAUGAAAUGAAAAAGAAGAAUAAAGGGAAAAGAACAGGGUGAGAGAGAGAGAGAGAGAGAGAGAGAGAGAGAGUGCUGUCUGGGGAGGAGGAAUAAAGCAGCGUCUGAAUGCAGAACUUAAAAAAAAAGAAAGGGAGGGAGGGAGACAAGGGAAGAAAAGACUGUGAAGAAAUUGCACACUAAAGAAAAAAGAAGCUGAGGGGAGCGGCAGGAGUGAGAGAUGAAGGAUCCCAAGGAAAGAAGGAUGGAGGGAGCAAAUGACAAGAGUGGCUGGCAGAGGAGAGAAACAUUUUCUUUGAACGGAGUGGUUUUCGAGCCGACGGA